AUGGAAGGAAUAUCAGCGGGCUUGUACAAGGGGCUGAGAGAUAGCUGGAGGAGAAGAGACUACCAGCGUCUGGAUGGGUCGACCAGGUUUCGCCGUCGGAAAAACAGAGUUGAGCUGUCUUCUUCUUCGGAAGACGCCACUGGACCGGACAACCAACGGCGUCGGAGGCGGUUCUGGCGAAUCAAGGUGACACCCAAACUCCGAUUCUUCACGGGUAUGUCCUCACCAAAGAAAUUCUUCAGGCGACUCAGGGAUGCCUAUGUGAAGAUGAUGCUCGGAUUUGCUAAUUCCAGGAUCUUCAUCUCCGGCUACGGUGGUGGCGGAGGCGGAGGAUCGUUUGGAAUGGGAAAACCCACACUGAAAGAGUACGAUCAGAAGGUAAUCAUUGAGAUCUAUAAAUCGUUGAUGGCUCAGGGUCAAUUACUUCCCCGUGAUGCUGCCAGACUUGCAGCUGCUACAGCAAGAUCUUAG
Telopea speciosissima is the source of this 471-nucleotide messenger RNA. RefSeq lists its product as uncharacterized. NCBI's taxonomy places the organism in Eukaryota, Viridiplantae, Streptophyta, Magnoliopsida, Proteales, Proteaceae. Bases 1 to 471 code for a protein of 156 amino acids. The record is from RefSeq and is a predicted model, not a curated record. The transcript has a single exon.